AUGCCGGCGAGACGGCUGUGGUGGGCGCGCUGCUGGCUGGGCGUCUGCCUGUCGCUGCUGGGCGCGGGGGGCGGCUCGGCCGAGCCCUGCCGCGGAGCCCCGUGCGAGGGCGGCUCCGCGCCCCCGCCGCCCUGCCGCGGGCCCCGCUGCGGCGGCCGGGCCGGGCGCCCGGCGCGCUCCUUCGCGCAGGGCCGGGCAGCGCCCGCCGCCCCGCUGCCCGCCUGCCCCGGCGGCGACUGCGCCGCCAACGCCACCCGCGGCGCCUGCCAGGGCCUGCAGUGCCGCCUGCCGCCGCUCCGCCCGCGGCCCCGCGGCCCGGGCUGCGCCGCCCCGGCCGAGGGCUGCCCCGAGCCCGCCCUGCUGCGCGCCGCCGACACAGCCGCGCACCGCGCGGGGGACGAGCUCGCCCACGGCGCUCCCGAGCGGGGCGGCGGCGCCCCGGGCGUGCAGCUCACCUGCGACGUGAAGCCAGGGGAAAAUGAAGUUCCAUCUGAAGAUGCCCUAAUACUACAACUGCACCUUGCAAAAGGACACGAGAAAUUCACUGAAAUGCUAAAAAGCCAACAGCAGAUCAUUGCUGAUUUGCAGCAAAAACUUGCUGAACAGCAGCACGUGUUGGUUAGCCAGCAACGGGAGAUUCUUGAGCAGCAAAGGAAAAUGUAUGAGCAAAUGGAUCUGAUCAAAGUCCAGUAUGGCAUGCUCUUUGAUACAGUGAAACAAAUGUCAUUUCAGAGUUUGCAAGAAGAUAUUCAGAAUUAUUUUGAAAGUCAUCUUCACGGACUUCAGAACCAGGUCAGAAAUCAUCUCCAGAAGUCAUACUCUGUGCACAAAGUAGAAGUGGAUGCAAAAGUGAUCAAUGUUGGGGAGUCUUUGCUGGACUGUGGCCUUUGUGAAAGUGAUGAAUUUUGCAAUUUCCAAAAGACACCUUCACAAUGUGAAAAAUGCACAUUGUGUCCUGCUGGAUUUUUCCAAAUGGCUGAGUGUUCUGCAAACUCUGAUCGGAUUUGCCAGGACAGAGAUGAGUGCACUGAAUCUCCAAGCAUUUGUGGUGAGAGGAUAAAAUGCCUCAAUACUCCAGGUGGUUUCCGAUGCCUUGGAAUCACUGACAAAGAUGCAGCUUUGGGAAUGUGUGGAGAGGAACAUUUCUUUAAUAAGGAAAUGCAGGAAUGCCAAGCAUGUUUAAAGUGUGAAGAAGGAAUGGUGGCUGUGCCGUGUUCCACUGUCAGUGACACUGUUUGUUCAGCAGCCAGUGAAAACAAACUCUCAGAGUCUUGGGCUGCAAACAUCAUUCUACCCUCUGUAAAGUCUGGCGUCUCUCAGGUCUACUCUGGCUUGAACUUGGAGAUAAAGGGAAAGCUUCCCUGUGAUAUCCUGUCCACUGAUGAGAGCAGGCUGGUAUUCAAGCAACAUGGUCUGUUGUGGACUGACCUAAAUUUUGCAGUAAAGCACAACUGCAGGAACUUUUUGCAACUUUCCUUAAAGCUUAAUGGCAGCGAGGAAGACUAUGAACUGAGUGGUGUCCGGAUUGAGCAGCCAGAAGGAAAGUAUUUCCAGAGCACUAGUUUAAGCAGUGUUGCUGAAGUAGAGCCCAGCCAAACUCUUUCUGUGUAUUUGAAAAGCCCUAACCAAUUCUGCAAUCAAAGCAAAGACUUAAAUAUUUAUGAUCUUAAUACCCCACUGAGUUUGUUUUGGUUGUCCCAUGACACAGGUGCUGUGGCACUCAGUGCACAGAUGUCAACAGCGAUGCAUUACCAAACCAACUAUCGACCUACCUUUAAAAUAAUUUCUGUUUCUGACCCUUAUAUGCUAAGUUUAUCUCAUGAUGGCAGAGCUAUAAAGUUCACUGAAACUGGUGUUGUCAAAUUUGUGUUUCAUCAGGCAUUGUAUUCCAUGGGUCAUAUGUGUGUCCGGGAGGGCUUCUCCCUAAUUUCUUAUAUCAAUAGGAAUGGUACCAACAGAGAAUUAAUGAAUGUAUUUAAAUCUGGGGUAAAUUACAGAGACACAUCCAUAUCUGCCUCUGGGGCCAUGAAGGUUGGUGCUGGAGAUAUGGUUAGCUUUGAGAUACUUUCUCCUGCACAGUGUAAUGUUCGCUAUUUUGGAGAUAGUUCUGGAAUUAGUAUGUUUAGCCUUAUCUGGAUCCCUUCAGCAGUUUCUAGUGCCAUAUCAGCCACAGUUUCUGUUACAGGUCUGCCUGCUGGAGCAGUGAGGAACAAACUACUGGAUUUCACCCUGGUCUCAUCCAAUGAGAAACAGAUACAGCUGGUUUCUUCUGGACAGCUUGCUCAGAAGUAUUUUCUUUUUACUGAAAAGGGAGUUGCCAGCAUUGCAUUCAAUUUAAAGCUAAUCCAUUCAUGCAAUGUGCUCAAAGUGACUCUCAAUCAGUUGACCAUGGAUCACAUGCAACCCACAGCAGUUGCUCAGCAGAUUGGAGGUCAGAUGCCAGAGGGAAGCAUAUGGACCAGUGUGUCCCUCCGUGCAUCUUUUGAAGUGCAUAAUGGAACAUUGAUAUCAGUUUCUCUUGACUGUGUGCGUGGAAGGAUCAAUCAGAUCACUCAUGAACAUGGAACCAGUAUAUCUAUUUUAUGGAUUUCAUCCUAAUUUAUGUGCAGUGAAGUUAGCAUGGAAUUGGGAUUUCAAUUGUAUUUGGAGUCUACUCUGAUUCUAUACAUACUUGACACUAUACUGUGUUCACUUGAGCAGAUCAUCCCACAAAAUGCUCUCAAUUUUAAGAAUAUUUAAAUAUAAUCUUAACUGAAUGGUCACUGUUUAAAGAAAACAAGAGCUUUCAGUCAAGAUUGUAAUUCUCUUACCAUCUUCAGUCAGGGGAAUGUGGAAUUGAGAUCAAACUCCCUUAUUUUAAUAAAGCAAUCUCUUAAAAUUGAUUAUUUCUGGACCACAAAAAAUUGCAGCUAAGGAUAAAUGGCAUUUAGUACUGUAACUGAAAGCAGCAUGCCCAAAUAAUUGAAACCUGCUUUCAUUUUUUUCAUGCAACAGGCUAAUAAAAAGACUAAGUGUACUUUGGGGCUGAUUUGUUUACAUCUUACAAAAUGUUGUGCUUUCCAUAAAUGGAGAGAACAUGCCUCAAAUAGGUGAUGUGGCAACACUGGAGUAUACAUUCUUAAUAUUAUGGGAAGGGACUGGGUCAAAAAUAGAAUAUAGUUUUUAAACAAAAACAGUAGAACUAACGACUGCUCCAAUUUCAUUUGGAAGUAAUCUGCAUUUAAAUAAUUUAGGAGUAUUUUCUCUGUUUUAGUUUCAGUGAAAACUUUCAGAAUGAGAAGGAAGCCUACUGUAAUAGAGUAUUUAGGCAAAAAAGAAACAAGUACUAAAAUAAUGUCUUGAAAAUUAGUCUUCUGAAAAUUAAUCAAAUUUUUAUUCAAUUUCUUUUAAACAGCAAAAUAUUUUUCUGAUCAAAAAAAACCCAUUAUUGACAAGUCUGUUUAUUUUGCUGAACAGGUACUUAUGUUAAAAAGGCUUUUUUUAGGUCAAAUCAGUCAGUUAAUUCAAGGAAAUGGUGUAUUCAUUGACACUAAUUUUUAUCUUCUUCCAACUCUUCCAUCAAACUAAUUCUUUCUUUUUCUAAACUAUAUAGACUCUUUUAUCCCAUUUUCUUCUUUCUCCUGUUUCUUCACUUUCCUUCUUUCAUUAGGAGUAAAUGAUGUGCCUUGUCACAUCUCUUUCCAGCUUUCUUUCAGCAUUCCAGCAGAAGGAUAGAUGUUUGUGUCAGAGAUGUAACUACAGAAGAAGGACAUUAAUAAUGCACUUGCAGGCUGCCUUAAAUUAGCCCUUCUGAAAAGGGCUUGAAGUAGUAUGCACAAUAUGAAUUUAAUGUGUCUGCUUGAGUAUGUAUAUCUGAAAUGUAUGUACAUUGCUGUGUUUUAAUCUGUUUUGGAGUUUGUUACGCUGUUUUUACUGUAUAAUGGCCUUCUAUAAUUUUCUGUAAUAGAAUGAAUCCAAGUGCACAACUUCUAUCUGGUCAUUAUUUUAACUUGUGACAUUAUAACUGUGUCCUAACAUCUGAAGUUAUCUUUCCAUCUUUUUUUUUUUCUUCAAGAAAAGGAUUCGGGCUUUUGACAAACUGCUCUGCUGCUCCAAAUAGAGAACAGUAGUUUUUCUUGCUUUCAGCUGCAUAAUCUAAGCAGUGUGUCAGUGUAAGAGGACACCUCAGUGGCAUUGUGUUGCAGCCAGUGUAAGUACACACACCUGCAAAGUAAUGCAGGUGUCCACAAAGUCUGUCAAAGACAGAGAUCUUCCUGCCUGUUUGUAGCCUGGGUCUAUUCAUUAUUGCAAGGUCAUAAGGAAGGAUUGGUUAAAACUACUAUUGAAGGUGUUCAACAUUUGCACAAUGCUAUUAUCAUUACAGAGGACAUUUUGUAGUGGUAGAGAAGGACUUCUGGAAUGAAAAACUGUCUCUGUUGUGUACAGAAGAGCUGUGUCACCUGGGAGCAGAGCAGUUUUUCUGGGAACUUCACUCUUGGAGUCUGCUGAGACUGAAGAAAGAUGAAAUGGCACAGGAGUUAAAGUUCUUCUGACAUACCCAUUCUGCUUUCUGUAGAAGGGUGCAUGUGAUUAGGAAAAGCUCUGCAGAGAACACACCUGGGUAUUUUUAUGGUAAGAGUUGAGGGAGAGACAAUGUUAGAGAAAGCUAGAAACUACAGGCUUAUGUUUUUGUUUUAGAAGAAGUUAAGGAAGUCACUUUCUCACAAACAGAACUCCGUAUUCUGUGCUGGUUGUGAGUGUCACUUCCCAGAAUGACAGUUUAACACCCAUUCUAGAUUUAAACCUGUGUAGCAGAGAUCAGAAUCGGGUGUUAGAAAUAAUCUGGUACAUCUUUAGCAAAGUGCAGAGGUUACUUGAAUAUAAUAAACAUUUGCCUAUAUAGCAAGUAGCAUAUAGCAUAUGGCAUAUAGCAAAUCUAAUGGCAUCAUUUGUAUGAGUGUGCUUUAUUUGAGUGAGAUUGUGAGAUUAGUGGUGGUGUUAAACAGGGAAGAGAAUGAUGCUACAAUCCUGUAUUAUGCAUGUUGGAGGUUCUUACAUUUAAAUAGACCAUUAUUAAAGGAUGCAGAAGGUACAAGGAAGGUUCAGGUAAAUAUUAUUACAACUGAGAGAAGUUCCAGAGUAUAAAUUCUCGAAUGUAAUAAAGCUUUUUGGAGGAUUUUGUGGGGAGUGCCCAUAAUUUCCCUUAAAUUCAGAGUAAGUUUUUAGAUACACAGUAGUUUGCUUUCAUCUGGUAGUGAUAAUGCAUCUAAUAAGGUUUUACUCAUGUCAUCUGUGAUAAGGCACUCAGAGAGUGAAAAAAAUGUCUUAUCCAAUAUGUAUUAUUAAUUGAAAUAUACAGCAAGAUUAACCUUAUUUCAAGCAGAAAAAGACUGAUUAUUGAGCCUCUUUUGAAUCUCUCCCUUUCAAAAAAAGCUUGGAUCUGUUGUUCAGGGCACUUGCUGACCUUGGUUGUAGCAACAGGAAUUUGAGUAUGUUGGAAUCAGUAUAGCUUUAUGAUAGCAUAAUUAAUGGUGCAGUACAUAGCCUUUGCAUCUAUGAAAAUUAUAUAUAUUGCCUCAUACCAUGCAACAUUAAGUGGUGCACUAUGAUCCUAAAUAAGAUAAAGUUCAAGAGGAACCAGUGCACAAUGAAUGCUAACGUUAUGGCACUUACCCAUUUACUGUAAUAAAUUGCAUGUUUUAUUGACAGGUAUCUUAUUAAUUAUAUUUACAAAUUUUGAGCUUUUAAAUUAUUUUUCCAUAUUUUUUCUAUUAAUAGUACAAUAUAAUACUGUGAAGCACAGAAUUCAUUUAAAAACUUUUAUUUUGCAUCUUUUGAUACCACAUUCAUGAGUAAGGUUAAAAGAGCUGUAGAUGGGCUCUUCAGUCUUUUCUGCCAGACAGUAUUUCCAAAGGAAGGAUUCACAAAGUAACAGAGUAAGUUUGAGGCUGGUAGAAUCUACCUGUACAGAAUGAGUUUAAGUUAAUACAUCCAGAAAAGCAGGUGGUUAUUUCACUGUAUUAUGAAGAUAAUGGACAACUUGUUGUUAUAGAAAAAUUGACCAUUAAGUGGAAAAUAAUUUAGAUUGUAUAGUACUGCUCUUGCACAAGAAAGAAAGAUUUGGCUUACAAAACCUGAAUUGAUUUGUAUUGGGAAACAUUUUGCAAGUUCAAAGCUUCUGCCUGAAUUUAUUUAUUACCUAUGCAAAUUUUUUAUGCUUUCUGCCAAGUCAAAACUGGGCAGAAUAUAUGAAGUCUAUUUUAAGAUUAUGGAUAUUCCUCUGUUCUGUGGUUUCUGCAGAUUGUAGUACACUGUGAAAACUAUACUAUUUUCUAGUGGUGCUUUUUAUGAAAUUCUCUAGUUUGAAAUACUACCUUGUUUUAAAUAUACUGUUUGUACACUUGCCUCUGUUAAUAUUAUAUUGUAAUGUGUUUUAAGAGAACUUUACUGAGAUAAAUAAAAUUAUAAAACUUC
Oenanthe melanoleuca is the source of this 6453-nucleotide messenger RNA. RefSeq lists its product as uncharacterized. The transcript has 4 exons. The coding region runs from base 1 to 2598 and encodes 865 amino acids. Gene Ontology annotation, molecular function: calcium ion binding; protein binding. Lineage: Eukaryota; Metazoa; Chordata; Aves; Passeriformes; Muscicapidae. The record is from RefSeq and is a predicted model, not a curated record.